CCUCCCGAAUCCUCUCUUGUAUCUUCAGCGAAUCGAGAUUCACCCCGGUCGUCCUGACUGUCAGAGGAAGGACAAGAUGCGGCGGCGGUUCAUCAACCCGGUGAUGAAGGAUUACGCCGUCGACGGCUCCUACUGGCUCAGCCGCAUGAGGCCCCAAGAAAACCUCUUCUACGCGUCCACGGUGGAAGCAAUGGCGGCGCAGGCGCAGGCCAGGAAGGAUAAACUCAACGCGAUGCUGCCGUUCGGGAGCACCCUGGAGCUGCCCCCGCCGGCGGCCAGAUUCAAGUCAUCCUGCACGGACUGCCUGACGCUCGACUUCAUGCCUUUCUACGGGCGAGACAGCCCCAGCGAGGGCAGGAUCGUCGCGCUCGACUCGACCGGGCACACCGUCCUCUACGACGCCGACGGCGACCCUUGCUCCGUCGAGGCGCUGCCCCGCGUCAACUCCUCCAAUUGGCGAACUCCCAUCUCCCUGUGCGUCACCGGCGCCGACGCCAACGCAGCCGCCCGGGACUCCGGUCGCUCCGACGUGCUCUACGGCAUCAACAUGUUCAACUCGGGCGACUUCGAGGCGCUCGUCCACUGCAACCCCGGGAGGAUUGAUGGAGCUAAAGCUUGGCACUGGCUCAAGCUUCCGUCGCCGCCCUACCUUGAUAAUCCAGGUCUGGAUCACACCAUCCAUUCCCACACGCUGCUCGAGGACGGCAAAACCAUCUGCUUCUCCUCGCGCCGCGACAAUGGAGGCUUCGGCACCUACUGCUUCGACACGUCCAGCUACGAGUGGACCAAGGCCUGCCGCUGGGCGCUGCCCUUCAUCGGCCGUGCCUGGCACGUCCCUGAGCUCUGCAACCUCUGGUUCGGCUUCAACAGCAACAACCCAAACAACAUCUGUGCUCUUGAACUCUCUGAGCUUGACAGUCAUCCCAAGGUGCUGCACGAGUGGCGAGCCUUCAACACUCCCAGGAACUGGAUGCUGGUUAACAGCACCAUGGUUUACCUGGGGGGCAACAGGUUUUGCGUCGUCAGGCUCUUUGGCGUUUACAAUGGACCCCCGGACAGGAACGAUGAGCCGACUGACACGGUUUCUAUCAUCACCGGCCUGGAGAUUGUCAAGGGACAAACAAGUGAAACCGUGCUGCGCAUGGUCAAGCACAAGAGCAGAACUUACGUCUUCGAAGGCUGUGGCAUUGAGUGUGUGUUCUAAUUAACUCUUGCGUCCUUUGUUCGGUUUCAACACUCUAGUUGGUUACAGUGAUUUCAACUGUUC
Aegilops tauschii subsp. strangulata is the source of this 1267-nucleotide messenger RNA. RefSeq lists its product as uncharacterized. NCBI's taxonomy places the organism in Eukaryota, Viridiplantae, Streptophyta, Magnoliopsida, Poales, Poaceae. The record is from RefSeq and is a predicted model, not a curated record.